Molecule: messenger RNA, 1837 nt
Organism: Musa acuminata subsp. malaccensis (wild Malaysian banana)
Lineage: Eukaryota; Viridiplantae; Streptophyta; Magnoliopsida; Zingiberales; Musaceae
Product: putative glucuronosyltransferase PGSIP8
Molecular function (GO): glycosyltransferase activity
Source: RefSeq, a predicted model, not a curated record
UAUAUCUCCUCCGUUCCCACGCCACACUCCCCUUCCUUCUGUGUAUGUCCUGUCGGACAUGGGGACUCCCGUAGCCUCCUCCCAAUGCGCCUGUCUCCGGCGGACCUACGGAGAGUAGCUUUGCCGGUGACUAGCGGCCGAGAUCCUGGGAAGGAUCGUUGCGUCGGGCUGGCGCAGGAGGGGGGGGAUCAGAGCUCUGCUGUGGCUUCGCGGUCGUGAUCUUGUUUGGCGAUGGGAGAGAGAAGGGAGCGGUUCUGGCGUGCCGCGGCUGCUGUGCUGGUGCUCUCGUUUGCCGCGGCGGAGGGGGGACGGCGGCACGCGUACGCGGCGAUGAUGUACAUGGGGACGCCGAGGGACUAUGAGUUCUACGUGGCGACUAGGGUGAUGAUGCGGUCGCUGGCGCGGCUCGGCGUCGACGCCGACCUCGUCGUCAUUGCCUCCGCCGACGUCCCGUUCCAAUGGGUCCAAACCCUGAAAGAGGAGGACGGGGUGAAGGUGGUCACUGUUGAGAACUUGCAGAACCCAUACGAAGGGCAGGGCAACUUCAACCCCAGAUUCAAGCUGACGCUGAACAAGCUGUACGCGUGGACCUUGGCGUCCUAUGACCGAGUUGUGAUGCUCGACUCCGACAACCUCUUCCUCCAUCGCACCGACGAGCUCUUCCAGUGCGGCGACUUCUGUGCUGCCUUCAUUAACCCUUGCGUCUUCCAUACUGGUCUCUUUGUCCUUCGGCCUUCAAUUGCUGUCUUCAAGGACAUGCUUCAUGAGCUAGAAAUCGGACGUGAGAACCCGGACGGUGCAGACCAGGGGUUCCUGGUGAGCUACUUCCCCGACUUGCUCGAUCGGCCAAUGUUCCAUCCACCCGCCAAUGGCACCAAGCUUGAAGGAACCUAUCGCCUCCCUUUGGGAUACCAGAUGGAUGCUUCUUACUACUACUUGAAGUUUCGUUGGAACGUACCAUGUGGACCAAAUAGCGUCAUCACCUUCCCUAGUUGUCCAUGGUUAAAACCUUGGUACUGGUGGUCUUGGCCAGUGCUACCACUUGGCCUUCAGUGGCAUGAGCAACGACGCACAAAUCUUGGAUACAGUGCAGAGGCGCCGGCGAUUCUGAUUCAGGCCGUGAUGUAUCUGGGGGUCGCGGCGAUCACCCGGUUGGCACGGCCUAGGAGAGUGAAGCUGUGCUACAACCGGCGUCCAGAGAAGAGCAUCCCCUUCGUGCGCGCCAUGCUGAAGAUGGCUGCACUCUGGUCCAUGUUUGCAGCACACACCAUCCCGUUCUUUCUCAUCCCGCGAACGGUGCAUCCACUUCUCGGCUGGUCCCUCUACCUGCUCGGAGCAGCUGCACUUAGUACGGUUGUGAUGUCUGUCUUCCUACUUCCACCUCUUCCGGUCCUCACACUGCUGCUGGGGAUUCUGGGUUCCCUGUUUGUGAUGGCAUUCCCUUGGUAUUCCGAUGGCAUCGUUAGGGCUCUUGCGAUGUUUGGAUACGCCUUCUGCUGUGCUCCAGUUGUGUGGGCUUCACUGGCCAAAGUUCUGUGCUCCUUGCAGAGUCCACAAGAACGGGAAACCUUCUUCACUAGACUGGGAGAAUCCACACCACUGUCGGACUCCAGCAAGCUGUAUUAAUCUGCAGACAUAUCUGCACAAUCUCAUUCAUUUGGUUGGUGUUAUUAUUUACACAAUUUGAUGGCCAGAAAUCACUCUUUCAUGUCUAUUCACUGAGACAAAAUUCAUGGGGUAUCCAAAUAUGUUCUUCCUGUUCAUCUACCUGCCUGUCUCAGUGCAUGGAGCAGCGAGAGACGGAUUCUGAUUCUGUUUUGGAAUUUGAUGUUUUAUG